Messenger RNA from Zootermopsis nevadensis, 3175 nucleotides. RefSeq names its product Rad17 checkpoint clamp loader component (gene Rad17). Gene Ontology annotation, biological process: DNA damage checkpoint signaling; DNA repair; mitotic DNA replication checkpoint signaling. The record is from RefSeq and is a predicted model, not a curated record. Lineage: Eukaryota; Metazoa; Arthropoda; Insecta; Blattodea; Termopsidae. Gene Ontology annotation, molecular function: DNA clamp loader activity; chromatin binding.
CUUCGAUCAGACUGCAUGGUGCAGCAUCCAAGAAGACAGCCAUCUUCACACUCAAUGCCAUGAGAACCUAGAUGCUCUUGACUUUCUAUCAAAAGAAUCAAGGACAGUUGUAGCAGAGAAACAUAAAUGUAGAGAUACUGGAAGAAGAAUAAAGCACAGGUAGUAAAGUCGCUAUAACUUGGAAUUGUUUACUCUGUUGGGAAGUGGGGUUUAGAAUGUGACAGCAUAGAAGGUAAGAAAAUAAAGACCAACAUGAAAAGAAAUGUAAGUAAGACAGCAAGAUAGGCUAAGGUUAUGGAGAAUUACAAAUUGUGGGACAUGAGAUUGACAUGAAUACUUUGUGAUUGAGCAUACUGAGACUGUUCAUGUUCAUGAGAUCCUGACUUUUUUUUAGUCCAUUUGGACUAAGCUGGAAUAACAUGAAAACAGGUCAUGACCCCUUCCACAUCCUUUCCAGUUUGCUGUUGACAUUCAUCCCACCAUUAAACUCUGUACAACCUACACCGUUGAAAAUUUAUCAUUAAGUAAUCUGAGAAUUAGUCAAUAUGCAAAUUUAAAAUAACAUGAUUUUGGAUUAUUCAUUAUUUCAUCUUCCAAGUGCUGGUAAGAAGGAUUAUAUGCAAAUUAAACUAUGUAGCUCAUUGUUGCAGUAUAUGUUUACUUCGCCAUAGUUAGAAUACAUAUUAUGAGUAUUUGAAGCUGUAAUGGGAGCCUUUUGGCUUUUGUUACUAAUAUAUGUUGUAUAACCAUCUGUUAGCAUUCCCUGUAAAACAGUAAGCCUCCCUAAUGUACUGAAAUUCUGACACUUGGAAAUUGUAUAUAUUGUAGUUGCAGACUUUAAUGAAUGUUUUUCAUUCUGGCAGGACCAAGGUUUUUUAUAGAUAGAGAUUGAGUUCGUUAAUACCAACAUAUUUAUAAUACAUUAACUUUGUCAAGAUUGUUGGAAUGCUAUGGCUUUUAAGUCAGACUGGAUAUCAUCCUGCUUUGAUAACGGUGGAUCAAGUGAAGAGAUUGACAUUGAUGCCAAAAAAAUGGAGCCAUACAGAGAUGAGGUUCCAAGAAUUAAUUAUAUUCAUACAAUAGGAAAAAAUAUGACAAAGGACUGGUUGAAAGAGUAUGCUCCAAAGACUCCUUCUGAUCUUGUUGUUCAGAAACCCAAACUGGAUCAAUUAAACUCAUGGCUGCAGAAAGCAAGUAAAGUAGUUGGAGAGGCUUCCAUCCUGCUAAUUACUGGACCACCUGGAGUUGGCAAGAGUACAGCUUUGAAAGUACUUGCUUCUGUACAAAAAAUUCAUUCAAUUGAAUGGGAGACACCACUGGACAUUGAUAGUUCAGAAUUAGCUGGCUCCAGAAAUUUCAUGCAGUCUCAAGCAAGCAAGUUUGAAGCAUUUCUAAUGAAUAGCAGCCGAUAUAGUUCAGUUUUGGAAACUGGAAAGGACAUGAAGAAAUUAAUUAUAGUGAAGGAAUUCCCUAAUGUAUUUGCGCUACAUCCCAACCUAUUCCAGGAUAUCCUAAGGAGAUACCGUGUCAUGGGAAGAGUACCAAUCGUGUUUUCAUUACCUGACCAAGCAGAAGGAAGUGGAGGGAUGUUCCCAAAGCAGUUCCUGGAAGAACUAAAUGUUCAGCAGAUAAGUUUCAAUAAAGUGCCCAACAAGUCAGUUAUGAAAGCUUUGAAAAGGAUCUGUACAUUGAAUAAAGAUUCCAGUGCUCCUUCUGCUGAUGUUCUGGAGAAAAUUGUUGAAAGUGUGCAUGGUGACAUCAGAAGUGCUAUAUUACAACUUCAUUAUGAGUUUGUUCACGAUAAAUGUGAAACUAUAAAGCACCACAAUAUACUCUCAUCUGGACAAGUGUCUCACAAACAAAGGAGUAGCAAAACCAAGCCUGCCACAUCUACAAGAGGAAGUAACAAAAAAUCUAGUAAAAUAAGCAAGAAACGGUUUAAUGUAAAUAGAACAUUCCAUGACUUUGAAGUUUUUUAUAAAGACGUACAGCUUCCUAUUUUCCAAAGAGUUGGAAGAUUGUUGUAUCCAAAAAUAUCACAAGAAGAUGCUAAAUUUCUUACCCAUGAUCCAGAGGAAAUAGUCGACCAAACACUUUCUCAUCCUGGAAGAUUAUUUCACAUGGUACUUGAAAAUUACUUGAAAGUUUUCAGAGAUAUGAAUGAUUGCUGUCGUGCCAUUCAUUAUUCCAGUGAUGCUGAUUCCAUGAUGUCAGAGUUUCGAGAACGAGAAUUGACCUUACCAAUGGCAUUGUCAACAAUGGUAAGAGGUUUUAUGACAUGUAAAUCGACAGUGAAUAGGAAGUGGACUCCUUUAACAAAUCAGGAAUAUAGUUCAGUGAGACAGAGGACAAGAGCUAUGAGAGAACGAGUAAUAGAUACAGAUCCCAAAUACACAAUGAUGCCUCGGGAUGCUGCCAUGGAUAUACUGCCCAUUAUUCAUUCUGGAUUAUACCCAAGAUUAGUUUCAUAUCCAUGUGCAGAUGAAAUGUGCAACACCUCAGAUGAUGAAGAUGAACUGGGUAGACCAGCCGAAGGAAGCACAAACUUACAGCAGACUCUGUUUGCAGCACUAGAUCCAGUUUCUGAAAUUCAGGUUUCAUCAAGCAAAAGUUUACCAGUAGGGAAGUCACAGGCAAAGAAUACAAAGGAUGAAGAAGAAAUGGCAAGUACACUUUAUGGCAUUCAAGAAUCUGAAAGUGAUGAUGAAAAUAAAAUUUCUGAAGAACAAAUGGAUGCUUGGAUUGAGGAUGAUGCUGAUUUAUUUUACCAUCUCAAUUAAGUCCAAACCAUCUUACGUCAAGUGAGAGAGAGGUCAGCGGUCAUGAGCUACUACGAGUGUGUCUGCAGUACUAUUGAAGCUAUGAAGUUGUAAUUUCCUACAGAGAUAUAUCACAGUGAGGAUGGUGAACCUGGGAAUGUUGAAGAUAGUGAAUGUAAAAACUAAUUUAUGGGAAAUGUGAAAACAAUAAAACUGAGAUACAAGAUGCAGUUUGCCAAGAGGAAGAUUGAUUGGUGAAACUAAAUAAAGGCCAGUUACUUCAAGGCGACAAAGAAGGAAACUGACUCAAUAAUGUGUUUUCAAAUGUUUGUGUUCCGCAGGUUUGUUUGUUGUAAUUAUGAAAUUAAUAUACUGUAUAAAAUAAAUUUGUCUUUAUAGACAUGUUUGUUAAUGGA